Durotheca rogersii is the source of this 2803-nucleotide messenger RNA. RefSeq names its product AICARFT/IMPCHase bienzyme. Bases 595 to 2379 code for a protein of 594 amino acids. The transcript is spliced from 4 exons. Gene Ontology annotation, molecular function: IMP cyclohydrolase activity; phosphoribosylaminoimidazolecarboxamide formyltransferase activity. Gene Ontology annotation, cellular component: cytosol. The record is from RefSeq and is a predicted model, not a curated record. Gene Ontology annotation, biological process: 'de novo' IMP biosynthetic process. NCBI's taxonomy places the organism in Eukaryota, Fungi, Ascomycota, Sordariomycetes, Xylariales, Xylariaceae.
GGUUCAGCUUUCAACACGUCUUGUAUGCCUUACAAUUGAGGUAGCGAGGCCCUGAAAGUGAACUGCCAACACGCACACAUCAUUACAUAUGAUGUAUAGGCAUAUGGUAUGGUCUAGUGAACAUACGGGGUUAGGGGGAAGCGGUAACCCGUAGGUAGUUCUCCUUUAUACUCUGGCCCACGAUACAAUGAUAAGGAUAGCUAGGGUGAGAGCUACCUACCUUAGGUACCUGCCUACGGUCAAGAGGAGGGAGGGCACUUGCCCAAGGCUCUAGCAUGGCGGGGUGGAAAUCGUAACCCCGCUAUAGACCCGAAAUUCUUUUUAUCUUGUACCCUAAUGGCGCAACUCCUGGGCUGACCUCUGUACUAACUGCUUGUCUCCUUCAUCGCAUCUCUCGUUGAGCACUCGAGACAAGGUGAUACCGCGAGUUGCCUCAGUUCCAGGCAGUCCGACUAUUCUUCACGCCAACCGCGAGUUGUGCCAUCGAUCUGAUCCGUCCGUCCGUCCGUAGUGUGUCCCUUCAACGACUCGCCGAUUUACCUGUUAAUUCCCUGUGCCGGCCGCGUUCUGCAUAACCAAUCCCUAAGCAUCAUCAUGACGGCGGCCCAGAGAAUCGCAAUCCUUUCCGUCUUCGACAAGACUGGCUUGUUGGACUUGGCUAAGGGCCUUGUAAAACAGAAUGUGCGCAUUCUGGCUUCCGGCGGCACCGCCAGGAUGAUUCGCGAGUCCGGGUUUCCAGUCGAGGAUAUUUCGGCUAUCACGAAGGCACCCGAGAUGCUUUCCGGCCGCGUCAAGACUCUGCACCCAGCCGUCCACGCUGGCAUACUAGCCCGCAACCUAGCCGCCGACGAGAAAGAUCUCGCCGAGCAGAGCAUUGAUAAAGUUGACUAUGUCAUUUGCAACCUGUACCCGUUCAAAGACACCAUCUCCAAACCCAAUGUUACCGUCCCAGAAGCCGUGGAGGAGAUUGACAUAGGAGGCGUGACGCUCAUCCGGGCAGCUGCCAAGAACCACGCGCGCGUCACUAUAUUGAGUGACCCGAAUGAUUAUGCCGAAUUCUUGCAGGAACUCGAGACUGGCGAGAUCAAGGAGGCAAGCCGUAAUAGAUAUGCCCUCAAGGCCUUCGAGCACACGGCCGACUAUGAUGCCCACAUCUCUAGGUUCUUUCGUGCGCGAUACGCCGGCGACGGUCAGCAAUACCUGCCUCUCCGAUACGGCGCCAAUCCCCACCAGAAGCCCGCCGCCGCAUACACAACCUCCGUGAACCUACCCUUCAAGGUCCUGUGCGGCGCGCCUGGUUACAUCAACCUGCUGGAUGCCUUGAACAGCUGGCCACUGGUUAAGGAAUUGAAGGCGGCGCUCAGAAAACCCGCCGCCGCCAGCUUUAAACAUGUUUCCCCUGCUGGUGCUGCCAUUGGCGUCCCCCUCAGUGCCGAAGAACGCAAAGUCUACUUUGUCGACGAUAUCCCGGGAAUUGAAACUUCUGGACUGGCCCAAGCCUACGCGCGUGCUCGGGGAGCCGACCGCAUGAGUAGCUUCGGAGACAUCAUCGCUCUCAGUGACGUUGUGGACGUCCCUACUGCCAGCAUAAUCUCGAAGGAGGUCUCCGACGGUGUUAUCGCGCCCGGAUACGAGGAUGCCGCGCUGGAGAUACUCAAGAAGAAGAAGGGAGGGAAGUACCUGGUGCUUCAGAUCGAUCCCGAAUACCUGCCCGACCCUACUGAAGUUAGAACUGUAUACGGCGUCACUCUACGUCAGCAUCGCAACGACAUCGUAAUCACUCCCGCUUCGUUCUCGCAGACGAUCACGCCGAAGGACUUCGUGCUUCCGGAGUCCGCCGCCAGGGACUUGACCGUCGCUACGAUCGCGCUGAAGUACACGCAGAGCAACUCGGUGUGCUAUGCCAAGGACGGGCAAGUCAUCGGGCUCGGAGCCGGCCAGCAGUCGCGCAUCCACUGCACCCGUCUCGCGGGCGACAAGGCCGACAACUGGUGGUUGCGCUUCCACCCCCGCGUCCUGGGCAUCAAGUGGAAGAAGGGCACCAAACGCCCCGACAAGAGCAACGCCAUCGACCUGCUGGUGAGCGGCGAGCUUCCAAAGUCGGGUCCCGAACGCGAGGCGUUCGAGUCUGUCUUCGACGAGGUGCCUGCGGUGUUCACGGACGAGGAACGCGACGAGUGGCUCAGCAAGCUAGGCGACGUUGCCGUCUCCAGCGAUGCCUUUUUCCCCUUCGUCGACAACAUCUACCGCGCGCACCGGUCGGGUGCCAAGUACAUCACCGCCCCGGGCGGCAGCCAGAACGACUCGGCCGUCCACGAGACGGCGGAGAAGCUCGGCAUCAUCUUUGUCGAGCAGAAUAUCAGACUUUUCCACCACUAGCACGCAGACGAGAGAAAAGCAAAAGGGAAAGAGUGGAGGAAAUAAAGGAGACGAGGGAAGAAGAGGAAUGGGGAUGUGUCGUGGUAGGUACUGCUUAUACGAACGCUCGGGCAACCUGUGGGGCGGGAAGAAAAUAUAGCCGGGUUAGAUAAAAAGGAAAGAAAUGACGAAGCUAUACGAGAAAUGAGAAAAAAGGAAUUAUUGAGGGAAAAAUCGUGAAUUAGGAACACAGAUAGGCAGCGUGAUAAGAGAUCAUAGUGGGUGUGCCAGUACAAGAAGCUAGUUCCGGGAAAAGUCGAAUAUUAUUGCGAGGACCUCGAAUCUCCUCGCUAGUAAAUCGGUGUGGAUAUAGCCCCAUGGCUGACUACGUCGGUGGAUAGGGGGGUGGUUCUCUUAACCAUCCCGGUGCUAGGAACUCCGAAGC